Messenger RNA from Syngnathoides biaculeatus (alligator pipefish), 997 nucleotides. It is a transcript of the gene knstrn, whose product is annotated as kinetochore localized astrin (SPAG5) binding protein. The record is from RefSeq and is a predicted model, not a curated record. Gene Ontology annotation, cellular component: mitotic spindle; microtubule plus-end; centriolar satellite. Gene Ontology annotation, biological process: mitotic sister chromatid segregation; regulation of attachment of spindle microtubules to kinetochore; spindle organization. The transcript is spliced from 8 exons. Bases 218 to 877 code for a protein of 219 amino acids. NCBI's taxonomy places the organism in Eukaryota, Metazoa, Chordata, Actinopteri, Syngnathiformes, Syngnathidae.
UGGUGUUUUCUUUUGAAUUUAUUUGCGGAUGGCUGUUUUGAUGCCACUUUUAAUUUAACGUGUUUACGGUAGGAUUAUAUUUUUGAAAUUGUGUGCUCGGAAAUACAGAGUUAAGGUGAAGAGUUCUCCUGUGUUACAUUUGGGGUUGAAAACCUGCUCUCUCCAUUCCCCAUCCAACUGUAAUACAUUUGCAGUCGCUGCCAUCUCUGAUAGAACAAUGUCGAAUAUUCCCCAAGUUACCGGAGGACGGGUUCCUGUUGAUGCAAAGAAAACAACCCAAAAGAAUGACAUGAAGGAAAGAGCACUCGGAACUUCUUCGGUUAAGUCUCUCCAAAAAUAUGAUGUUCUCAAACAAAAAGAAAACAUACCGAGAAAAAAUGUUCUCCCGAAAGUUUACAAAGGGUACGAACUGCAGGCAGAACUCAAGGAGCAAAAUCGAGAAUUGGCGGCUGUCAAAGAGCAACUGGAGAAAAACCUCACAGAAACACAGGAAAGGGUUUGCCAUUUGCAACAGCAGUUCAGCGACCUUGAAAAGGAGAAUUCUGAGGUGCAGAAAAACCUGAAGGACUGUCAGAUAAUCUUAUUAGCUGCAAAAAUAGACCCUAUUUCAGGAGAAGUUGUUGCGCGAAUUGCACGUGAGAAUGAAGAACAAAGAAAAGAAGCUGUGAGUCUCUCCGCAGACCUGUUGAAUGAAUUAAAAGCUUUUGGCGACAUCGCAACUCAGCACCAUUCUCGCAUGCAGGAAAUCCAGAAAACAUUGGUUGACCUGACUGAAGCACGUGAGCAAAUGAUGCGAGAGAGAGAGACUUUCACUGUGGAAGCUGCCGACUUGGAAACCGCUCUAAUGGAGGCGGAGUCUCUCAUUAUAAAUUUGUGAAGUUGUUUUGUCACAAUGGAUUCACAUCACAAUAUGGCUUUAGAAGUAUUCAUGUGAGCACGUGCAUUAUGAUUUUAAAUGUUAGUGUUGUUCAGUCUUAUUAAAUAAUUAUGUUUCUUA